CCUGCAUGGUCUCUGCUGCAUUGAAUAGCUGGCUUCGUUCACUCAAGCCACUUCCCUGCUACACAUAACACAUAUGGGAGCAUAAAAUUUCCAAUAGUAAAGGUAGGACUAAAUGCCAUGCACACAGCAUACCAUCUCGACGACAGGAUACCCAUUCAGCAACAAAGGCUCGGCCAGUUCUUUUCAAGAAAGAUCUCUCUUGUCACACGGAGAAUGUCUGUCAUCGGAGCAGCUGUCAAUGGCAGUCAUGCGAGAGCUAUGCUCCAUGGAAAUUCAUGGGUGCUCCAGGGCAACGUAUAAGGCUUGUCCGGCCAUUGCAUGUGUCAAAAUAAGACGUCAUGCAGACACGGAUGACCACAUGGCCAUCUCACUUGAGUCAAACUAUUCGAGCGCAAUUUCUCCAUCCAGACAUGCAAUGUGUGAGGCUGUCGGUCGAAGGCGGCCGGCUGGCUGGCUUGGAGUAGGUCACAACGCUAAGCAUUUUCCAGUCCCACCCGCCGCGAUGAUCUGCAAUACCCUCCCACAUUCCAUCCAGCACAAUGGCGACAGACCUCCGAGGCACGGAUAACUCGUGUUUAAACGUUAGCACUGCGAAUGCGACAAUCUCACCGACUAUCUGAGCCAGAAUCCCAUCAUGAAAGUGCGGUGACCAACCCCAUCUGCUCCAUUCUUCAGCUCGUAUCGAUUGGGAUCGCUCCGAAGCUUAGUCCCCUCCGCACGAACGCCUCGAACCCAUGUGGUUCCCCCGAUUGG
Molecule: messenger RNA, 753 nt
Organism: Aspergillus aculeatinus CBS 121060
Lineage: Eukaryota; Fungi; Ascomycota; Eurotiomycetes; Eurotiales; Aspergillaceae
Exons: 1
Coding region: 113-568 (151 amino acids)
Source: RefSeq, a predicted model, not a curated record